AUGAAGCUCUCAACACCCCUAUCCACCAUUCUCCCCCUAAUAUCCAGUGUUUCCGCCCAAGGAGCUGCCUAUUCCCAGUGCGGAGGCAUAGGCUGGAACGGCGCCACGACGUGUGUUUCCGGUUAUGUGUGUACCGCCAGUAAUGACUAUUACUCGCAAUGUCUACCUGGAACCGCUACAUUGACGACAAGUAAGACUAGUGCUACAUCCGGUACUCCAAGCGCUACUGGCAAGACGAGAUAUAUUGGGACGAAUAUUGCAGGCUUUGAUUUCGGAUGCACCACGGACGGUACAUGCAUCACCAGUAAAAUCUUACCCGCCCUAAAAAGCUUAAACAACGGACCGGACGGGCUCGGACAAAUGGCGCACUUUGUGAGUUCCACCGGCCACAACAUAUUCCGACUACCCGUCGGCUGGCAAUAUCUUGUCAACAACGUUUUGGGAGGGACUCUCCAUGCGGGUAACCUUGCGAACUAUGAUUUGUUGGUCCAAGGUUGUUUGGCGACGGGUGCUACUUGUAUCAUUGAUAUCCAUAAUUAUGCGCGAUGGAAUGGAGGAAUUAUUGGACAGGGGGGACCAACCAAUGCGCAAUUUGCGAGUUUGUGGAGUCAGUUGGCGGGGAAAUAUAAGGGGAAUACGAAGCUGAUUUUUGGGUUGAUGAAUGAACCGCAUGACCUGACUAGCAUAACAACCUGGGCUGCCUCAGUACAGGCAGCGGUCACCGCUAUUCGUCAAGCGGGAGCAACAUCCACCAUGCUUCUCCUCCCUGGCAGCGACUACGCAUCAGCCGGUGCCUUCAUAUCCGACGGUAGUGCUGCCGCCCUCUCCACAGUCAAGAAUCUCGACGGCACAACCACAAACCUAAUCUUCGACGUGCACAAAUAUCUCGACUCCGACAACUCGGGCACCCACACCGAAUGCGUGACAAACAAUAUCGACGCCGCCUUUGCACCCCUAGCAACUUGGUUACGGACAAAUAGGAGACAGGCCAUAUUAAGCGAGACUGGAGGUGGGAAUACGGCGAGUUGUAAGACAUAUUUGUGUCAGCAAGUUGCUUAUUUGAAUGCGAACUCAGAUGUGUAUUUGGGAUAUAUUGGAUGGUCUGCUGGAAGCUUUGAUUCGACGUAUGAAUUGACGGAGACACCUACUGGCAGUGGAUCGCAAAUGAUAGAUCAAGCACUUGUUGCGGCUUGUCUUACUCGAUCACAUUAG
Molecule: messenger RNA, 1212 nt
Organism: Sclerotinia borealis F-4128
Lineage: Eukaryota; Fungi; Ascomycota; Leotiomycetes; Helotiales; Sclerotiniaceae
Source: the annotation of a GenBank genome assembly